ACUGUGACCACCAUCACGAUAAUAUCGCAAUGAAACAUUCACUCGCUCGUAGCUCGUUCCUCAGCACCACCUGACACUGGAACGCAAAGGUGUACGCAUAAAGGAUUGUCGCUAAUUAACUCGAUAGCGGCCACCCAAAAUAAUUACCGUGAAGAAACCGUGAGUCGGUCAGCAAGCGCCCCUUCAAUUAGUGCCACCUGUCGAACACGCGCCGCGAAUUAAUUCGCACUCGCUAUAAAUUCGUUUGCAAAAAACACCAAAAUAAACUGGUAUCGAUGCACCUGCGUCAAUCUUCAGUAGCCGCAGUGCGGUAAAUCAGUAAUCAGCUGCACCAUUAAAUUGGACCCGUUAAGAAGCAAAGUCUUUUAGCGCUAUGAUCAUGCUAUUUAAAGGCAACAGCAGCAGGUUAGAGCAUCUCAUAGAGAAGAUACAAGCAAAUAAGGAAAACCACGACGUUACCUCGGACGAUUUAAAACAGGCACUGGGGAGCGUUGGCAGUACGGCGGGGAGCUCGUGGCCGUCGUCGACGCCAGAGCCGUCUCCGUCGCCUGCCUCUACACCCACCUCGGCGGAUGCUGUAGACGCUGAUGCGGAUGCAGACCCACCGUUCACCCUUGGGGCAACUGAGCACACGCCUUAUAAAUGCCAAUUUUGUGAAAAGGCGUUUCCUAGGCUAUCGUAUCUUAAAAAGCAUGAACAGACACACUCCGAUCAGAUGCCUUUUCGAUGUGAAUUCUGUUCACGACUGUUCAAGCACAAGAGAUCUCGGGAUCGUCACGUAAAAUUGCACACCGGCGACCGAAAGUACCGCUGCGCGCACUGCGAAUCCGCUUUCUCUAGAAGUGAUCAUUUAAAAAUUCACAUGAAGACUCACGACAAUCAAAAGCCGUUUCAAUGUACGGUAUGUAAUCGGGGAUAUAAUACAGCCGCUGCACUCACAGCACAUAUGCAAGGUCACAAGCGAGAUCGUGAGGGCCGCGAAACUGAUCGGAAGAGAGCUCUGCGAUGUUUGCGAUGUGGAGAUGCCUUUAGACGUCCUGAAAUGCUUCAAGCGCAUAUGGCUAGUGCUCAUGGCAUGGAGGCAACUUCCGUGACACCACCGCGCCGGGUUGCAUCUCAACCACCACCUACAUUACUCGCUUGCAUUUAUUGUACUCGUGAUACUUUUACAAGUAUGGAACAAUUACAAUUACAUGUACGCGCCGCACACUCGGCUCUAUUAAACGGAGAAUCUCCUAUACAUUAUACAUUAGAACAACCUUUACCCACUGAUUUAAGUAGAAGAAGUCCUGAAGAAGUAUCAUCUCCAGCAAAACGUCCGAGAUUAGGUUCGGGCUCUUCUACUCCAAAAAUAGCACUUUCUCCAAGCACUCUUCUAUGCAAUCAAUGUGAUGCAGCUCUGCCUGAUUUUGAGGCAUUUCGAGCACAUUUAAAAGGUCACAUUGAAGAAGGUGGAGAUAUAGGUAGAUCAAGUCCAGCACCUUGUCUCCAUUGUGGUGCUACAUUUGCUGAUGCAGCAGCAUCUGAACGUCACCUGGCUGCUCAUUACCUUGCUGUGUCCUGUGAAUAUUCUUGUCACAGCUGUGUGCGCAGUUUUCCUACUUCUGAAGAUUUGCAGAAACAUUUGCUCGAUAUUCAUGCGCAUCACUUAUAUCGCUGCACUCUUUGUAAGGAAAUAUUUGAUUCAAAAGUUGCUAUUCAGGCACAUUUUGCGGUUGCUCAUACCGGGGAAAAUAAAGUUUGGGUGUGUCGGUCUUGCGGAACUGCUGGUGGUCCAUUACGCACCGAAGCUGAGGGUGCCGCUCAUGUUCGUGCACGACACGCAGCUGCACGAUGUGCAUGUGGUGCUAUAUUAGCUGGGUCGCGGGCUCUACGAGCGCACACAGCAGCCCAUCAUGCCUAUCGUUGCCCUGUACCAUCUUGUACCGAUACUUUCGCCGUACAGUAUUUACUUGAACGCCAUAUGCAAGUACAUCAUACCGUUACUCAUCAGAGUAUCAACGGUGACAUGACAAGGCCUAAGCGAACAGAAAAUAACAAUGCAAUAGAAGGUGAUGAUGCAUGUUCUCCAUGUAUACCUAGCGGUGAUGGAAAUGGGCCUUUGGCUACAUCUAGUGAUGAUCGUCGCCGUAAAAAUGGAGCAGUUGCUCUGCAGUGCGCAUAUUGUGGUGAGCGUACUCGCAGUAGAGCUGAACUUGAAGCCCACACGCGUGCACAUUCAGGAACAGGUGCUGCACGACAUAAGUGUCUCAUUUGUGAUGAAGUGCUUCCGUCGGCUGCAGUUCUAGCCGAGCAUAAAUUAACCCAUUGCAAGGUAAUUGCGGGUGACACAUGCUCUCGAUGUCGUUCACGACUACCUACAGAAGAAGCUUUUCUGAAUCAUAUGGCACGGCAUCACCCUGCUCUUCCAGCGCCUUGCGUCGUAUGUCGUCAAACUUUGGCAUCGGAAGCAGAAGCGCGAUUACAUGCAAGAUUUCAUUUAAGGCCAACUGAGGAUGAACAAAGAUGCGCCAUUUGCCUAAGACCUCUAUCUGAAACUGAAGCAGGUGAAGGUGCGCGAGCUUGCACCGCCUGUUACGCUCGUCAUGCAGCUCCGAGACCGACGCCUUCUUCCGAACACGAUUGUCGGCUAUGUCGUCGAACUUUAGGUUCACCAACACGUUUACAAGCCCAUUUAAUCGAGCAUACCUUUGCAGGUAUUGGAGCAUUUACAUGUUACUUAUGUUCUGCAAUGUUCACAAGUGCUGCGGGAUUGCAAAGGCAUUUACCAGAACAUGCUGCGGCACCGAGACCAUACGAUUGUGGUCGAUGUGGCUUAAAGUUUUUCUUUCGAGCUGAACUUGAUAACCACGCAUUUGUUCAUCUUGAAGAAGCAGAAAUAGCACAAAGAGCAUUUUACGAAGCGUAUGCUCGCGGGGCUGCGACAGCGUGGGCGGCUUUGCAACCUACUGAUUUAGCGCUGCAGUCUUCGGCAUCGACUCCAGCUCCUGUAAAUGAUAUACCAAUAAAACAGGAACCAGAAGUAAAGGAAGAACGAAAUGAUGAAUAUAUAGAAGUGUCGUCUCCCCCUCCUCCUGUAAUACAGCAAUCAGAGACUACGUCAUCUCCACCUCCGAUAAUAAAACAGGAAAAAAAUAAUGAAGACUGA
Molecule: messenger RNA, 3148 nt
Organism: Vanessa atalanta (red admiral)
Lineage: Eukaryota; Metazoa; Arthropoda; Insecta; Lepidoptera; Nymphalidae
Gene: L
Product: zinc finger protein 423 homolog
Exons: 8
Coding region: 374-3148 (924 amino acids)
Source: RefSeq, a predicted model, not a curated record